CGGUCGUGUUUUGUCAUUCGCUCGCUUCAAGUCAGUCAGUCAGUUACCGGUUUGUUAUUGUUAUAUAUUUUAUAAUCUCUAUCUUCUUCCAAAAAAAAAAGUAUAGAAUAAAAGUACCGAGAAUAGACGUCGCGUCGUAAGCAUAUGGAAUAAAAAAUAAUAUUAUACAAAAAGUGAUUAAAAACUAUGUUAAAGUCAUAAAAAAAAAUCAAAAAAUGACAAAACCCAAGAAAAAUUGAAAAAAUAAAAAAUCGCACAAACGAUAAACAAUUCAAUACAAAAAAAAAGAAACAAUAAAACACAUCUGGCCCGUUUUCGUUAUCAAACAACGAGACGACAACACAUGUAGCGGUGUGGCAUAGUAAUCAAAAUACUCAGAGAAGGCCAAAACUCACCAAAAAACACAAAAAAUGGCCAACUACGUAAUUUGUCUGUUAGUGCAGCGGCUCAUACUGCCUCUCGUGCUAAUGGCAUGUUUUCUAUUUCGUCCAGUGCUACUAUCAUUGCCAUACUUGUUGUUCCUAUUGUACUUACCAUUCGUGCCAGUGGCGACUAUUAAGAGUAUGAGAGGUCACACAGGUGUCUACUUGGGUACCUUCAUAGGCGUCAGCGUGAUACUCGUAAUCCUCCAAAUUGCCUUCCAAAUAGUCGUUGGCGUCAUUGGCAGUGAUUUUCUCGCGCACUGCGAAUUCCUCGAAAAACUUUUCCGUCACUUGGGCUUCAUAAAGUUGCAAGGAGUGCCAUGGCAGCAAUGGAUAUUGUGGUUAUAUCCGGAAAUUUUGGCAUUUAUUACGUCGGUUUGCGUUUAUUGCGCCUUGCAAAAUCUCGUAAUUGGGCAUUUGGCGCCUUUGGAGGAAGGAGAAGAACGAGCGCCUUUGAGCGAACGCCCCGAUUACGACGCGGGACCAAGUCAAGAGCAACUGAGCGUUUUAAUGAGCAUCGGAAAACUCGCGUCGAUCGUAUUUUUGUUGUUUGCUGCCGUUUUUCAUCCAUCUGCGAUUAACGGGAUUUACUUUUUGGUCUUUUUGGGCGCUGCUACUUGGUGGUCUUGUGCAAAAGAGUUGGAAAGAGGGUUUGGAAUUGUCUUGAGAUGCACGAUGGUUGUCUUUGUUGUUCAUAUUUUGACGUUUAUGGUUUACCAAACGCCAUGGCCUCAGGAGUUUUUGGAUAAAAAUAGCACUGUAGCGAGGGUUCUUGGCUUCACACCUCUCAUCCAAUCGUCAUGCAAUGAGACCUCGAGUAACCUCACAUUACCAUUAGCUCUCACAGAAACAAUUUCCUUUGAUGACACAACAACGCCGGAUCCAACAAACGUGACUUCAACAACUCCUGCUCCCAUUAUUGAGCCAAUUAAUGACAUUCGGGUCAUCCAAUUCGCCGAGUACAAUGCCGAUUACUACCUCAAUCCAAUUUUUCUCAUUUUGUGUUAUUACACAAUUGCACUGACAUCAAGUCUGUUACUCCAACCAAAGGAAAGACAUCAACAUGGGGUCGAAGAACCUCCUAAUGAAAGGACACCCCUAAUGCGUGGCGGAACACGCAAAAUUCGCGACAUCAAAGUGCAAGCGACGCCUGGCGUGCCGACAGUACCUGGCGAUGUUAUCCAAAUGGAGGAAAUGGGAACUACUCCUGUUCCAGAAGAUGAGCAUACGACGUUUGGCGAGCAACUGUUGAGUGGUCUGAAUAACGUUAUUUCGUUCAUUUACCAAAAUAGCUACAUUUUUACGAAUGUCGUCAUGAUGUCUUGGAGCAUCGUUUAUCACAGUUGGUUUGGCUUCGUUUACCUCAUCUGGGCGAAUUUAAUUUGGAUUUUGCCUAAACAACGCAUGAACAUGUUACGAUCGAGUCCAUUUUUAGUCCUUUAUGCCGAAGUAUUACUUUUAAUCAACUACAUUUAUGGAAUGGAUUUAACGGAGGAAGAGUUACCAUCAUGGGUUAAGACUCAAGGCAUCAGUUUGGAACAAAUCGGAAUAAUUCGCGUGAAAGAGUAUCCCUGUCUUCCGCUCAUCCUCAAAUCAACGUUCACGGGCAUGUUUUGGAUCACAUUACGUCAAAUGAUCCAAGAAAAGAAGGCACAACGGAAGAGUUCAACGCUCGCCGAUAUGGUAGCUCCUCUCACAGUCACCGUGAGUCCCGCUACUUCUGCCCUUUCGCGUCGCCAAGAACCAAAAUCCUCCGAAUUCGUGACAAAAUUGGGAAAUAUCAUCAACGCAUUCCUCGUGAAAGGCUGGAUUUGGGUCGUUGCCAUUACUUUGUUCAUUUUUGGCAUUUCUGGCGGCGAUAAGAUGACAAUGUUCCGCAUAACGUACAUGGCGUUAUUCCUUUUCUUCGUCAUCACGUUCCAACUAUCACUCGAGACUUGGCGCAAAGUUUUGUACGGAUUUUGGUUGGCUGUCAUCAUUUAUUCGAUGCUGAUCUUAAUUCUCGUGUACACGUAUCAAUUUGAUCGCUUUGACGAGCAUUGGCAAAAUAUCACGCACAUUUCCAUAGAGCUCCAACACGAUAUUGGUUUGGAAAAGUACGAAACGAAGCAACUUUUUUUGCAUUUGCUGACACCAACGUUGAUCGUCAUCAUCACAGUGAUCCAGUUGCACUAUUGUCACAAGAAAUUUUUGCAAAUUUCGGAGAUUCCAAGUCGACCGGAUGGCGAAACGGAAACGCAAGUCGAUGAAACGGACUCGAAUUCGAUCUAUGGAGGCAUUGAAAAUUCCGAAGAAGAGGAAAAUGUUAGUCGGAGACCUUCGAAGAGGCUGAAACUUGUGGAAAAAAUGAAAAAUCGAACGUUGACGAAGAAGGAUUUCAAUAAAGCUUUGAAGAUUUUCGUCAAUAGAGUGCUUGAAUUGACGGAAUAUGGAUGGGUCUUCCUCGAAAUUCAUUUCUUGAAGAUUAUUAUGGUUGUUGCUUUUUAUUUGGCGGUUCAACAUGUUCGUUUCCUUCACAUCAUCUUCGCCGCCGUAGCUGCUCUCGGAGUCGGUUGUCGAUCCCAAAGUCAAAUUCUCGCAAGUAAAAUCGCCUCGCUCUUCUGCAGCAUUUUGUUAAUUCUCAUGAUGAUCUACCAAAUCGAGUACAUCAAAGAGGAGGAUUACGCCUACAAUUGUCAUCCAAAUGCCACGAUGCCAAAUCAAACGAUGCCCGAGACACGAACAGUCCUCAACAAUACCGCAAUUUGGUUCGGUUUCAUCAAAUCCAGCCCGAAUAAUCCGCUUUCGAAGCUAAUUCGCCCGUAUUUGGUCUACAUUGUCAUCGUGACGGUUCAUUCUGUCGUGACUUUGCGACAAACAAUCCGAAGAAUUCGCUUGGGACAACCUGUGCAGCCAGCGAAAUUGCUUUUCCCGAAAAUUGUGAGAAAAGACGCCGAUAAGGAUAUUCCGCAUUUGAUCAUGUAUUUGUUCAAUUAUGGAUUUUACAAGUUUGGCGUGGAAAUUUCGUUGGUUAUGUUGACGUUCGUUAUUGGAAGAAGGAUGGAUAUUUAUGCUUUGUUGUAUGCGUUUUGGCUUUGUGGAUUGUUUACGCUUGAUCGGGCAAAGUUGAGUAAGAUUUGGGGAUCGUUGAGAUGGUUCCUCGUUGGAUCGAUCACAAUUCAGUAUUUGACGUUUGUGGGAUUGCCUCCGAGAUUGUGUAUUGAUUACCCAUGGACAACUCGCUUAUUCGACGGCUUCCAAAUCUGGGCGAUGCUUCCUGACAACACAAUCGAAUUCCGUUCGCGUUCUUACAUCCUCUUAUCUGAUUUCGUUCUCCUACUUGUCGUUUGUCGCCAAUUAAUUGUUUUCCGCAUCGAAGAAAAGUACAAAAACAACGCCAACGAUUAUUCCGGAGGCAGCAAUCAAUCUGUCGUCAAAGACAUUGACGAACUCGGACAAGUUCCUUUCACAAAUCCAACGCCUGAUUUCGUCGAAAAGAUCCGAAAUUGGCUCGACAUCUCCAAACGAAUCCUUUUCCUCGUUUUCUUCUGGAUCACACUCGCGAUCGUCUUUUUGGCGGGAACAAAUCGCGUGAAUCUCUUCUCGAUCGGAUAUUUGGUUGGAUCGUUCACGUUCCUCUGGCAAGGAACCGAUUUCUAUCUUCGUCCCAUUCGGUUGAUCCUGAAAUGGUGGAAUAUGCUGAUCGGUUACACGGUUUUUGUGAUCUCGCUGAAGGCCUUUUUGCAAAUUGCCGGAUGUUUUUACAUCAAAGAUCUCAUGGGAAGUUAUUGCGGAUUGGUGCAGUUGUUGGGAAUUUCGUGCAUUUGUUAUCCGAAGGCAAUUGAUGCGAGUGAUUUGGAGAAAUGCAAGUUGGAGAUUGAUGAUGUCAAGUUGCUGUGGGAUGGAGUCUGUUUUGCUUUCUUGCUGAUGCAGAAGAGAGUCUUUUCGAGUCAUUACUUCUGUCAUAUUAUUAAUGAGACGAAAGCGAGUACGAUUUUAGCAUCAAGAGGCGCUGAAUUAAUUGAAGAACUCCGCGCAAAAGAGAUGAAAGUCGAACAAGAACACGAAAUCGAGGUCUUACAAAAGCUCAAAGCCAAAAUGGAUCGCAUCAAAGCCACACAACAAAAGCUUUUGGAAAGCGUUAAGGAGCCUCCUCAUCACGCCAAAGGUGCAAGGUUGAUAGGACAAAGAUUUGUCGAGCCUCGUGCUCAUGCAAUUCGAUCCGGCGAUUAUUACAUGUUCGAUGCCUUGGAAGACGAGUACAAAUUGGAAGAGCCCGAAGACAAGGACGAGCUAACAGAGGAAGAGAAAAAAACCAAAACAGGACGAAGGUUAAGUCGAAAAAUGACUUUGGGUCAGGAUGAUGAAACCACUGAAGCUGGACUCGAAACUGAAGCUGGAAUUGUCACUCAAUUCGACGAUCCUCAACCAAGUACGAGUAAAUCUGAUUCCGCAACUGCUGAAGAAGAAGAAAUGUCAAAAUUAAUUGAAGAAGACAAAAUUCGGAAGAGUCGUCUUCAUUUCUCGGGCUUGAAUCUCGUUCUGACGUUCAUUAAUAGUUUUCUUGUGUCACUUACCAUCCGUCUCCAUCGCAUUUCGCGCAAUUAUCGGUUCGUGAUGCGAGUUUUGGCGAAGGAAAAGAGAAAUUUGAAGAAUAAACCGGGAUUCGGUGCGGGAAUGAGGAUUGGUACAAGUAUGGUUUGGACUCCGCAGGCAGCGUCAAGGGCUUCAAGCCGGAAAGGUAGCAUCGUGCCCGAAAUACGGGUACUUGCUCCUUCGUUAGAACGCGGGCUCGACGAUGACCAAAGUUUAAAAGAUGAAGCUUCUAUCAGCUCACCUGAAAAGCAUGAAGAGCCCGAGGUUGAAUCAGAUGAAGAGGAUUUCGCGAGCAAGGAACAUAAUAUUCUUGUUGAAUUGUUGAUAGCUGCUUGGUAUGCUGUACUUUCGCACACGGAUUUUAUUUGUUAUUUGUGCGUCUUUUUGAAUCAAAUAAACUCCGCCAGCAUCCUAUCUCUCCCAUUACCGCUCCUCGUUCUCCUUUGGGGCACUUUAACGUUCCCUCGUCCCUCGAAGACCUUCUGGAUCACAUUAAUCGCAUACACGCAAGUUGUCGUUCUCCUCAAAUGCAUCUCCCAAUUCGACAGUUUAUGGUGGAACGAAGUCGCUUUAACGGACAACGAACCAUUCGCCGCUUCCCGCAUUAUCGGCAUUGAGAAGAAAAAAGGUUACGCAACGCACGAUUUGAUCCUACUUUUAGUCGUUUUCUGUCAUCGUUUCAUCCUAAAAAGUCUCGGAUUAUGGAAAAGCGAUUUCACGGACGACAGUUUGCAAGAAGGCCUUUACAAGGCGGAAGCAAAUGGCACCGACGACAAAAAGGAAAAUGGAUCCUCAGAUGAACGUCUUUACAUCGUGAAGCAAGAUGACGUCGAAGUAAAACUCAAAAAGGUCGAUUCCGAAGCCCAAUUAGGCUCGCAUGGCUCCAAUGACGUCGUUGUCGUCACAAAAACCGUCGAAGAACCGAGCAACUACUGUCCUGGCAUCAUAAAACUCUCCUUCCAAAAAUAUUUGUCAUCAACUCGGGCAUUUUAUUUGCAACUCAUCGAUCGUCGUUCACGAAAAACAGCUGAUGUUUACACUUUGCUCUUUUUAUGCGACUUUAUCAACUUUUUUGUCAUACUUUUUGGAUUUUCCGCCUUUGGAACUGCCGGAGGAGAUGCGAGUGUUUUGUCAUAUUUCGAAGAAAAUAAAGUUCCCGUGACUUUCCUCUUCAUGUUGAUCAUUCAAUUCUUCCUCAUUGUCAUCGAUCGGGCGUUGUAUUUGCGAAAAUAUAUGAUCGGAAAGAUAAUUUUCCAAUUUUUCCUCAUUAUUGGGUUGCAUAUUUGGAUGUUCUUCAUAUUGCCGGCGACGACAGAGAGACGAUUCAAUAGCAGCAAUCCGCCGAUAGUUUAUUACUUGAUAAAAUGUGGGCAUUUGUUGUUCAGUGCUUAUCAGAUAAGAUGCGGAUAUCCAGCGAGAAUUUUGGGUAAUUUUAUUACCAAAGGAUAUUCGUUGUUUAAUAACGUUGGAUUUAAAGUGUUCAUGAACAUUCCCUUCCUGUUCGAGCUCCGCACCCUCAUGGACUGGGUUUGGACUGACACCUCUUUCUCCGUCUUUGAUUGGCUUAAAAUGGAAGAUAUCUUCGCAAAUGUCUAUCAAUUAAAGUGUUCUCGUGUCUUUGAGGACCGCAUGCCUGUUCCGCGAGGUCAAAAAAGAAAACCAAUGAUCAAAUAUUUGAUGGGCGGAUUCAUGGUUAUGUCUCUAAUCAUCCUAAUUUGGUUCCCUCUUGCGUUAUUCGCCUUCAGCAGUGCCGUCGGAGAACCAAAUAUCCCCUUCGAUGUUUCAAUUUCACUCAGAAUUGGUCCUUAUGAGCCCGUUUACACAAUGUCUGCACAAAAUAGUAAAAUUUAUGAACUCAAACGUCAAGAAGAAUGGGAACGCUUCCUGUCGCCGUACAACAAAGACAAAUCCGCUCUAACUUUCUUGACGAGUUACGAAGGCGCUGAUGUCGCUGCCACAGAACUUGGUUCAAAUUCCGCGACAAUUUGGAAUAUUUCGCCGCCCGACAAGGAAAGAUUGAUCGAAGACAUCAACGGAUCGUCUAAAAUCACGGUUCGUCUUCGUUACACGGUUUCUCGCAUCACGCAUUCGAAAGAAGUGCCCGGAGUGCUUUCGGAAGAGCAACAAUACGAGAUAAAACCGGAAGAUCACGAAAUUCGUGACGGUUUGUCGAAAAUGUUGAACCAAAGUGACGCGGAUGUCAAUGUUACAUUCCCCUUCUUGUUCCCGAAAUUCGUAAAAGUGAAGACUUCCGACAUGAAAACGGUGCAUCAACUCACCCCAGGUUCCUUUGAGGACAAUCAAGACAGCACUUUCCGCAAUAUCACGAUAAAAUUGUUCCAAAAUAGCGUAAAUGGCAGCACACAAACUUGGUGGGCCGUGAAUGAAGUCACGAACGACAAAUUUUAUGAUAAUUUCAUCAGCAAAUUGCCGUAUGCGAAGGCAGAUGCGUUGGUCGUUUAUCUCUUUAACGACAAAAUUUUCCCGCAAACGUUGAGUUCCGUAGCAGCUGGAGGUAUUAUCUCAAUGUACGUCAUUUUCGUACUCGCUGCGUUCUUCAAAAUUCGUGGCUUCCUUCUCGGAGCUCAAUCCAAAAUUAUGUUCGAAGAUCUGCCAAACGUUGAUCGCAUUUUGCAAUUAUGUCUCGACGUUUAUGUGGUUCGCGAAGCUCGUGAAUUUGCAUUAGAAGAAGAUCUCUUCGCUAAACUCAUCUUCUUGUACAGAUCGCCGGAAACUCUCAUCAAAUGGACGAGACUCGAGGAAGAACAUGAAAAAACUGAUUAGUGAAAAAAUUUAAAUUUUAAGCAAAAAUGAGUGACGACUGUAAAUAUUUUUUUUCUUUUUCGAAUGUAUUUUUGAUAAAAAAAAAUAAUUUAAAAAAAAAUUAUAAAAAAAAAUUAAUAAAAAUAAAAUAAAAUU
This is a messenger RNA of Culicoides brevitarsis, 7916 nucleotides long. It is a transcript of the gene Piezo, whose product is annotated as piezo-type mechanosensitive ion channel component. Bases 411 to 7781 code for a protein of 2456 amino acids. Lineage: Eukaryota; Metazoa; Arthropoda; Insecta; Diptera; Ceratopogonidae. Gene Ontology annotation, cellular component: membrane. The record is from RefSeq and is a predicted model, not a curated record. The transcript is spliced from 27 exons. Gene Ontology annotation, molecular function: mechanosensitive monoatomic ion channel activity.